AUGUGUUUGGAGAAAGGGCUGCCUGGUCACCUCGGACACGGGACCCUUCACUGUGCAAUUGCUCUCCCCUCCCCCGCAGUUUCGGGCUCUAGCUCCCCUCCCCCACCCCACAUCCUGCUCCCCUCGCUUUACUCCGCGACGCCUUCAAACAAGGCUCUGGGGUCCUCACGAAGAGAGGCAGUGCUGGGACUUGCAGUCGGGACCGUGCGCCCAAGGUCCGAGGAUGUCCUCUGCGACCUGCGGCGGGCGCUGCGGGUUCAGGCCCAAACGAGUCCCAGGAGUUUCUCAGCGCCUGGAAGUAGACUUGGUCUCUCUAACCCCUGGCGUCAGUCUUUACCCUUCCUCUUCCUGGAGACCCGGGAGGCGGCGACGUGGAAAGAGAGGCGGGAAAGCCCGCACAGAGCCGCCCAAGUCAAGGGCGGUGGGGCUCAGGGGACUCUAAAAGCGAGAACUGCGGGUCGGAAGCCCGGGGACAAUCCUUUCCCCUCCACGUUCAGCCGGGGACACCUCCUCCCCGGGGAAGCCAUCCAGCUGCUCCCAACCUGGAGAACAAAGGGUCUGGGAAGCAGGGCCGGGGUCGGAGAGCGGAGGUGGAGGGACGCAGGAAGGCAGGCGGUGGGGGCAGGGGAGGGCGCCUGCUUGCACUUCCUCUCCGGGCCGAAUUACGGAAAGCUCCACGCAGCUAGCGCCUCGUUGAGGCUGUUUUUCAAUCCUGGAGGGCUCGGGUUCCUUACCUAGCGGCCGCACCCGCGCCCUUCCUUCCCUAGGGUCCCCACCCCCUCCGGGGACGAAGGCCUGGAAGCUGCAGAGCCUGCUGUGCCCUGGCGCGGGAGGAACCGCGGGGCACCAGCGCCCCCUGCAGGUGCCAGGGAUCUCCGCAGCCGGGCGCGCCGGGACUCUUAAGGUGGAACCUGCCUGAUUUCUCUAUCACGCUAGUGAAUGUGGGUGGAGGGUGGGUAGUUCCCGCCUCACCCUCAUGCGCAAGGGUCCCCCGAGCGAAACGGGCCCGACGGACCAGAACCCCGGAGUCUGUCCCUCACUGAUGCUAUUUUCUGGACCCUUGGCCCCGCCAUCUGCAGAACCUCUUCUUUGGAUGUUCCACUGUGGAUCGACAAGUCACAUUGAUAUUUCCCAGCAGUGUAAGAGGAUGCCUAAAUCUCGCUUCAAGGGGUUUCUAUAACUGGAAAGCAAACUUUUACUUUUCUUUAUUAUACGUAAAUGACUGUGAGCAUGGGAUGAGAUUGGCCAAUCUCAGAAUCUUCUCACUUCAGCAAACUCGUGGACAGGUGCACGUACUAGAGGACUGGACCACUCGUCCAGCCUGUGUGGGAUCCACGUCUUGCAUCUUCAGCGACCUCUGCUCGGUGUUAUCUUAUACUUUUUUUUUUCUUUCUUUCUUGAACCGACUGAUAAACAUAUGAGAACUGGAAGUGUCCUCCACGAACUUCAGCUUCUUGGAGGAAACCCUAUGAAUGAGCAAGUAGAGUUCCGCGAGGUCUCAGUCUGUUCCUUCUCGGUUGGCGCCUGGGAGCAUGGGGCUGCAGACUGUCCCUGGACUAUGGCACACCCAUGACUCCGGAGCGGCGGAGGAGAGCCGGGACUGGAGCGCACAGGGCUUGAAGGCCGGCUGCUGGCUUUGAGUGUGUGGAUAAUUCACACCGUGGGAACUCCCCUCCCCCUGGGCAAUGGGCCUGGGAUCCUCCCCGCGGGUGGAAGGCCGAUGGUCCCUGGGGUGGGUGUUGGCGCCAGAGAAGCGGAGUCCACGCGCUAGGCAGCUGUGGGCAAAGCUCGCCUGGGCAGGUGCCUCCGGGUCAGACCCGCCCUGGGGGUUGCAAACCGCAAGCGAAAGUCGAGAAGGGCAGGAGCUUGCCCACUAAUCCGUUUUACACUGUGAAAACCGCAGGCUUGUCGCCUAAGAGGCCACUUUUUAAUUUGGAAGCACAUGGGGCGGGGGGGGGGGAACCAAGUUAACUUGCGAGCACACUUCCUUUUCUUUUUUCCUUGUCGUGCCCCUCCUCCCUCAACUUUUCAACGAAAAAGCUGUCCUACUGGUAAAGAGGGAAAUUGAUCUGCGCUUUGGAUUGCAGGGGAGACUUGGGCAAGCAGGGAGCCCGGCGGGGAUUCAGGCACAUGCUGUAUCCCUGCCUGCCAAGUUCUUCCCUGGCUUCUCACCCGCGUGCCUCCUCUUUACUACGAGUCACCGGAGGCCACGUGCUUCAGGCAAGCCCCAUCCACUGUUUUUACGUUGUGACUGGAGGGCAGUGUGCAUCAUUCCAGUGUCGGCAUUCCUUGAGAGAACGCCUGCUCGGUCGGUGGAUCUACCGAAAGGGUAGGGGGAUUGGGUUGCCUCGACCAAGCAUCUACACACAAGCGAACCAGAAGAAACAUUCAAAGCUUUCCAUGGGGAAAACCACCAAAGCCUCUAACAAAACUUAGUUUACUGCGUGCCGACCUGAGAUGUUCAGGCUCCUGUAAGAACAGCCAGAGGAAGGAAGAGAGCAGGAAGGGGUCGGAUGGGGAACGCUGAGGGUCAAGUGGGCAAGUUCCAGAAUAGUGGUUCCCUUAUACCAUUGUUUCUUGUGUAAGGGUCCUAUUUAGGAACUCUCUCCCACCACCCAAAUAUGUGCUAGUGGCGACAGAAAGGGAAGGCAGACAAAAGAAAGCCUGGAGAAUGACCUUUAUUUAAAAAGUAAAAUUAAGAUAAAUUACUCGUUGAAAUUGUUUUAGGGGGUGGGAGUAGGAGGCAGGACUGAUGGAGGCAGCUUUUUACUUCUUUUUGUUCUUUGAAACCUAGAACACUUUAAAACUCCAAGAUGUUGGAGGAGCAGAAAGAUUUGUAAAAUGUUUGUACAAUUGAGAGGUACUGCUCAUUAAUUCAUUUUUAAAGGUUGCUGGGUUGAAUAAAGUCUUUCUCAGUCCCGGUGAGAAGCUCAACUAAUUUUGAUGUAGAGCAAAAUUGGAGUCAAAACUUCAUCAAUAGACAAUGUGUAUAGAACUUUAUAGUCCUGGGGUCUAUUUCUGGGACAAGAAAUAAAAAAAAUAAAUAAACGAGAUAACUUCUGCGUUUGUGACCCCGCCUUCACUCCCACGCGUUUGCUUUCUCACAAGUGAGCCCUGAGCCUGCACAGACCAGUACAAACGCAUAUGCUAAUCUGAUUUGUCUUCUAGGCCUGUGUUUGGAUUUUCACUCAAGUUGGAGACCUACUUUGUUUUUGCCUGUAUGCACUUUAUUAAAGA
This is a messenger RNA of Mus pahari (shrew mouse), 3237 nucleotides long. RefSeq lists its product as uncharacterized. Lineage: Eukaryota; Metazoa; Chordata; Mammalia; Rodentia; Muridae. The coding region runs from base 1 to 738 and encodes 245 amino acids. The record is from RefSeq and is a predicted model, not a curated record. The transcript is spliced from 3 exons.